AAUUAGAUUAAAUCUCAUCUUCAGAUUUAUCUUGAUGAUAUUGUUCGAUGUUAUGGAAUUACUCAGGAUCCAAAUAAUAAAGAGUAUAUGAUGGUUUUAUUAUAUUGUGAAGAUGGAAACUUGAGAAAUUAUUUAAAUGAAUCUAAUGAUUAUAUUAAUUAUAAAUCGAAAAUUGACAAAUUACAACAAAUUGCAAGAGGACUUUUAGAUAUUCAUAAUGCUGAAAAAGUUCACAAAGAUUUUCAUUCAGGCAAUAUAUUAUUUAGUUAUCAUCCAUUUAUAAGUGAUUUAGGAAUGUGUCAACCAGUGAAUAUAAAACAAACAGUUAAAGAAGAAAGAAUUUAUGGAGUAUUACCAUAUAUGUCACCAGAAGUUUUACGUGGAUACCAAUAUACAAAAGCAGCAGAUAUUUACUCAUUUGGAAUAAUAAUGAACGAAUUUCUUUCUGAAGAAAUUCCUUUUAAUGAUAUUCCUCAUGAUGAAUUUUUAGCUAUUAAAAUAUGUAAAGGACUUAGACCAACAAUUUCUAAAGACAUACCAAAGUUACUUGCAGAUUUGAUAAUAAAAUGUUGGGAUGCUGAAAUAGAAAAUAGACCAACCAUUAAAGAAUUGUAUCAAAUACUAAAAGAAUGGUAU
Messenger RNA from Rhizophagus irregularis DAOM 181602=DAOM 197198, 636 nucleotides. RefSeq lists its product as uncharacterized. NCBI's taxonomy places the organism in Eukaryota, Fungi, Glomeromycota, Glomeromycetes, Glomerales, Glomeraceae. The record is from RefSeq and is a predicted model, not a curated record. Gene Ontology annotation, molecular function: ATP binding; MAP kinase kinase kinase activity; magnesium ion binding. Gene Ontology annotation, biological process: signal transduction; protein phosphorylation.